AAAAAGUAAAGGAACGCACACGUUUGCUUGGGUGGGGACUGGAAUUGAGAUGGACAUGGAAAUGGAUACUUGUUGAUGCUUUCUUUGUUCAUCUCCAUGCUGCAUGUCAAAUUAAAAUCUCAAAGACAGACAGACACUAUAGACUACACAGGCAGUUUUGCUCAAGGCUCUCGAUUUGCUUUGGAUCUUGGAUCACUUUUCGUUUGCUGAGUCAUGGCAGCCCCUGGCACACCUCCAGCCCCUGAGUCUCAGGAAUUCAGGGACCUGAUCUCAUCGAAAACCAAGGCUGCGGUCCUGAGUCGUCUUCCCAAUGUGUCUCGACAUUUGGUGUUUCUGGCCUGCAAAUGGAUCAUGGAGAGCUUUGCCUUCGGCGGGAGUGACUUGACGCCCUCCAGCUUGUCCUUGGUGCUCGCAAAGUCUCAUGGCUAUCGCCGUCGAGGUGGGUCGAAAGACACCAAGAAGUGGAUCAAGGAGAUCCUCCGAACGAUGCAUGAGGAGCCUGGCAUUCGAUCAGGCACCCACUACGUGGGGCAGCUCACCCUGACGCAGGGUGGAAAGCCAAGCGUCACAGCCAACAAGAAUCUCCCAUUGACCAAGCAGGGAGCUUUUGUCCUCCUGCAGAGGUUGAUGCCUGAUCGUGACCGAGUGGACUUCUCCAACAUCAUGUGGGAGGCGAUGAGGUACAUGUAUGAAGCCUACUCUGCGCUGAAGGCUGAGUAUGAGGACUACAAGGCUGACAAAGACCAAGGAAUGGCGCAGCAACGAAACGCUGCCGAUGCUUUGCUCAAUGUGGCCAGCGCAACAUUGAACGUGAGCAAGCGGGUUGCGAACAUCAAGAUCAUGCAAAAGGCAUUCAAAGAAGGGAGGAGGUGCAUGUUGCGAGGGCAACACCCCAAACAGGCCAUGAUCAAAGCCAACCUCGCAAGGCGUGGUCAGAGAAUCCCUGCCGUCCACAACUGUUUCACGCCGUUGGGGGCCUCUGCCGAUGCGUUUCGCACCCUCGCAAUGGCGACCGUGCUGAACCACGCUCGGCCUGCCAUUGCCGAGUUGCACGGUCCCAGGGCGAAGAAGAGGAAGAUGGAUGAGACCUUCGACACCGUCACCAACCACUUCCUGCGGAACAAGACUUUCGAGCUUCCACUCCUCAGUGAGACCGAACAAACCAAGGCAUACUUGGAGAGCCAACACCAAGUAGCAAGGAGGGCCUAGGCGGCUGGCGGAGUCAUUGAACUGUUUGCAGCAUGUGCAGUAAGCAGCAGAUGGUUCACCAACUCAUAGCGCCUAGUGUUUUUCCUGCUAGCCUGUUGCAACAAGAGUUGCUUGUACAGGUUCACUUGCAACACUAUUUCAUGUCUUGUCAAUGGAAGCGGUCUGGGCAUGCGCAUGCCUGGGCCAAAAAAGCUUCCUGCACCCAGGCCGCUUCAUGGCCAAAAA
This is a messenger RNA of Durusdinium trenchii, 1434 nucleotides long. The record is from the annotation of a GenBank genome assembly. NCBI's taxonomy places the organism in Eukaryota, Dinophyceae, Suessiales, Symbiodiniaceae.